Messenger RNA from Coprinopsis cinerea okayama7#130, 588 nucleotides. RefSeq lists its product as hypothetical. The transcript is spliced from 2 exons. NCBI's taxonomy places the organism in Eukaryota, Fungi, Basidiomycota, Agaricomycetes, Agaricales, Psathyrellaceae. The record is from RefSeq and is a predicted model, not a curated record. The coding region runs from base 1 to 588 and encodes 195 amino acids.
AUGCGCGCGAACUUGAAGAAGGCAUUUGUACAGCAUGUACCAAAGCAGUUUAUUGCGGAAGGCUGGACACCCACCUGCCACGCCCCCUCCGAUCCCGGCCUCGCCCUCUUCAAACCGCUCCCACCCAACCACACCUCCCUCCCUUCCUACCUAGUCUAUGGCUUCCCCGUCAACAUGGACCUCAUCGAAAACGUUUUGUUGGAUCUAGGAAGUGUAGUCGGCUAUGACGCCGACAUGAUGAUGGCCACCUCCCACCUCGGGAUGUACCUCGAAGCCCGCAUAGGCUACGACACCGGGAACCUCGCGUACUACGUGGCCAAAGCCGACGAGAAAGCCGAGAAGGACGGAAUCGCUGUGGACCUUGAAGACGAACCUCAGCGCGCAGUAGAGCUCUUAGUCGUCUCGUCGACUGGAACGGACAAGUUGUACCGCCAACGACCCACCGUGAAGCAAUGGAAGAUGUUGGAGGAAUACCUAGGCGAUGCGAGGUGGUUCGAAGCGAUGGAGCCCAAGGACCAAUUCCCCGCGUACCCGCUUCAAAAUCUUCACAAAGCUGGAAAUCUCAAGGGCCGAUGGAAGGAUGUGUAG